Messenger RNA from Cokeromyces recurvatus, 774 nucleotides. RefSeq lists its product as uncharacterized. The record is from RefSeq and is a predicted model, not a curated record. Lineage: Eukaryota; Fungi; Mucoromycota; Mucoromycetes; Mucorales; Mucoraceae. The transcript has a single exon. Bases 463 to 765 code for a protein of 100 amino acids.
UAAUGUAAUGUAAUCGCCUUUUAAUGAUUGUACAUGUGUCUUGUAAUUGUUUUUCCUUCCACUAAAAUGAAUGACAAUUCUCCCCCAUUGGCUUCAUGAGUAUUAGUAGUUUUUUAGCAUCUUGUGAUCGGAUUUUCACAGUAAAGUGCUCAAUUAAUGUUAUCCGUUAAAAUUCCAUACUUUGAAAACGAUUAAAUAAAAUAACACCCACAUACUUAUUCGUGUAGUAAAUACAUGUUUUGUUUUGUUUUUCUCGAUAAAGUAGGACUUUUCUUAACGCCCACUACAUUAGUUGAAAUUGUAAUUAGCACUCGCACCUUGGAAAGAUAUGAAUUUAUUAAAAUAUAUUUACAGGAAUGAUUGCUAGAUUGUAAAUUAUCAACGAUUAGAUAGGGUCAACAAAGUUUAUCAUUCAUCACAUCAGCACUAUUCAAGAAGAACAUGAAGAAAUAGCUGGAUGCUAUGUUACUGCUGAUCCUGAGCGGUGUUGUGAUCUAUUCUAUUUCGGUAACAUUAUCCGCUUACUUUUGUGAAAAUGGAUAUCAUCCGUACCAGAUUUCAGGUAUUCUUCUGCCGCACUUACUGACAAUUGUAGAAAAAAAAGAAGAGGAAGACAAAGACAAGAGGAUGUGUCAGAUCUGGAAAUUAUUUCCAUUAUAUGUCAAAAUUCUUUUCAAUAAUACAUCACUGUUUUUUCUAAAUAAUGCGGCAUUAUUUUUUGCCAAAAAAUAUGACAUUUUAAACUUUUCAAGUGCGACAUAUUAAUUUUAAUAA